AUGCCUACCUAUAAUCCUUUUGCUCGGCGUGAAACGCAUCAUGCGAACGCUCUAACUACUUACCGCGUUCUGGUGCCCCUCACCUGGCUGCUUGUCGUCGUGCUCGGAAUUUACUAUUCCAUCCAUUCGCCGGACGAUACGAAGCAUAGUAAGAAGAUCUGGAAGCAGGCUAGGAAGCAGAAGACGCCUUUCAGUCAAAAUACUACCGUCACUGGGAUUUACUGGAUCCUUCUCCUCCUCUCCCAGCUCAGCUAUGUCUGGCAUCUAUUCAGCAAAGACACGGCCCUGGUAGCAGCCGCCGCCAACGUCGCCACGCACUUCAUCCUGAAUAACGUCUUCAUCGUGGCCUGGAUCCUACUGUGGACUCGCAACUACUUCUGGUGGGCUGAGAUUAUCCUCAUCGCCCACUUUAUCAAUCAGGCUGUUGCCUACUGGCGCCAUCGCGGCCUCCCCACUUUCGUGCACCUGCCUGCCGUUGCGGGGCCCUAUGCCUGGACUCUGACGGCGCUGUUCUGGAACGGAGCUGUCGCGGUGCACAGCCACAACCUGCCCGGUCGGAUCGUAGCUAACAUCUUUAUCUGGGUGAUUAUGUUGAUUGGAUUGCAGCAUAUCGUGCUGCGCCAGGAUUAUAUUCUGGGUUACUGCCUGAGUCUACUUACGCUGUCUCUGGCUAUUCGGCAGCUUGCGAUGAAGAUCAUUGCGUUGCAGUGGAUCUUCGCGUUUACUAUUUUCGCGAUCUUCACCGUUGUCUCGGUCUACGUAUCGACGACCAAGUACGCCGGUCGCGACAGCCUGUUCCGCCGCGUUGCUCACCCCGACUCGGCUGAUCGGGAGAGAGAGCCUUUGCUCAACGACGCGUAG
Penicillium cinerascens is the source of this 861-nucleotide messenger RNA. RefSeq names its product DUF1774 domain-containing protein. The coding region runs from base 1 to 861 and encodes 286 amino acids. The record is from RefSeq and is a predicted model, not a curated record. NCBI's taxonomy places the organism in Eukaryota, Fungi, Ascomycota, Eurotiomycetes, Eurotiales, Aspergillaceae. The transcript is spliced from 3 exons.